Molecule: messenger RNA, 1640 nt
Organism: Hyphopichia burtonii NRRL Y-1933
Lineage: Eukaryota; Fungi; Ascomycota; Pichiomycetes; Serinales; Debaryomycetaceae
Gene: WSC1
Product: Wsc1p
Exons: 2
Coding region: 355-1257 (300 amino acids)
Cellular component (GO): plasma membrane
Source: RefSeq, a predicted model, not a curated record
AAUCACUCCUUUCAAAAAAAUCACUAAUUACUAGUUCUUUCUUUCAACAUCAACAACCUAUUCUUUCAUUUAGUUACUUUGUUGGCUAUUUCCCCAGUACGAGUAUAGUACAGUCUAUCGUUAAUAUCCUACUAAACUUUCCUGAUUCAAGGAAGCCCAAACAAGCGGCCAGAAGAAAAACUGAAUUAAAAAAAAAAAGAGAGAAGAUUAGCCGCCCUUCGCCUAACUUAUCUUUAAAGUGUUGAUAGUUGUAUUCUAUUUGUUGAUAGUUGUAUUCUAUUCAGCCUUGAUUUGAUGUUUUUCACUAUUAGCUAGAUCCGUUCUUUUGUUCCUAUCCUCUCGUGUUAUUCUAUAAUGAAAUUUUUGGGGAAGUUAUAUUUUCUAUUAAGUGUCUUGUCAGUUCUACUAGUUGCUCAAGCAGAUGAUUAUGUUGGGUGUUUUUCCGCAAUAGGCAACGACAAGUCUCGAGGCACCAACAUGUAUCAAACUCCUUCGAAGUGUGUCGAGGAAUGUUCUGAUUAUCCUUACGUAGCUUUGAAAAAUGGUAAUGAAUGUUACUGUUUAUUUGGCAAACCUACCCAUGAAACCGAUGCUUCGAAAUGUUCAACCAGUUGUUAUGGUUAUGGUGACGCUGUGUGUGGUGGUGAAGACGUGUUUGGCGUUUAUAAAGGGGAUGGGGAUGCAUCAAGUUCUAGUGCAAGCUCCGAUUCUUCUUCAACUUCAUCUUCCAGCUCUUCGAGCUCGCUGUCGAAGUCUUCUUCUUCGUCGUCGGCUUCGAUCACUAGUGGGCCUUCUUCGUCAGACUCCCACGAUUCUAAAACAACCGAAGUUGUCACCACUUCGCUGUCAUCAGAAAAUGGUAAAAUGGUUUACAAAACUGUCACCAUAUCUGCUCCUUCAUCCACUUCUUCCUCGGACUCCUCGGACUCCUCGGACUCUUCCAAUAAGUCUUCGGGCUCGUCCUCUAAAGUGGGCCCUAUAGUAGGUGGUGUUGUUGGUGGUAUAGGUGGAGCCAUUGUCUUGGCGGCUUUGGCAUUUUUCAUUAUAAGACAUAAAAAUAAAGAUGAUGAUGAAGAUGAAGAAGAAUUUUACGAUAAGGCCAAUGAUGGCUUGGGCUUGGGCCGUGGCGGCACGGCUAAAACCCGCAAAGUCGCCAGUCCUCUUGAUAUGCCAAUGUCUAAUCCGUUUGUUCAUCCAAGCGAAAAUGAUGAUGAUAUAAGUGCUCCUGGUGCAACCGGACCAUCGUUCUUUGGCUGAUGAAGCUGAUUAUUCAAGAAAAAUUUUACAAGUUGCAAAUCCUGAUCAUUAAAAAAAUCUUUCAAAAAAAAAAAAAAAACAAAAUAAUUAAUAAUAAAAGAAAUCAUCAAAAAAAAAAAAACAUUCAAAAACAUUCAUACCGUCCUCUUAUUAUUUAUAUUUAACGAUACCCUAAUGCUUUAACUUGUUUAAUUUACUCAUUUUACAUCUUCAGUUUCCUCUCGUGCAUUUUCUUUCUUUCUGUCUAUUUUUCAUUCGUUCCUUUCUUACAUUCAUUCCUUCUUUCUUUCUUUUAGUUCGCAAAAUACGGUAUUUUGUCUUGGUUUUAUAUACUUCAUCAUCUCUACAUAAUCCUUCUCUGGUAAUUAAACUUUAUAAUUGUA